Molecule: messenger RNA, 1424 nt
Organism: Arachis stenosperma
Lineage: Eukaryota; Viridiplantae; Streptophyta; Magnoliopsida; Fabales; Fabaceae
Product: serine/threonine-protein kinase UCNL-like
Exons: 1
Coding region: 45-1217 (390 amino acids)
Biological process (GO): protein phosphorylation
Cellular component (GO): nucleus; cytoplasm; plasma membrane
Molecular function (GO): protein serine/threonine kinase activity; ATP binding
Source: RefSeq, a predicted model, not a curated record
CACUCAGGUCACUCUCUCGUCAAACACAAACAACAUAACAUAACAUGACGUGUCCAGCCUCGCCGGAGCUCGAUCUCGACAACCUCAAAGCACUCAAAAUUCUAGGCAGAGGCGCCAUGGGCACCGUCUUCCUCGUCCAACACACAACCACCGCCACCUAUCUUGCUCUCAAGGUGGUCGACAAGUCCUCUGUCGACGCAAAGCCAGACUCCGACCGCCGUGCCCGCUGGGAAACCCAAGUGCUGUCCCGCCUCUCCCACCCCUUCCUCCCUUCCCUCCUCGGCACCUUCGAAACAGACCACUUGCUUGGCUGGGCCGUCCCUUACUGCCCCGGCGGCGACCUCAACGUCCUCCGCCACCGCCAAGUGGACCGCGUCUUCUCCCCCGCCGUCAUCCGCUUCUACGUGGCCGAGAUCCUCUGCGCUCUCGACCACCUCCACUCCAUGGGAAUCGCCUACCGCGACCUCAAACCUGAAAACGUCCUCAUCCAACAAACCGGCCACGUCACCCUAACUGAUUUCGACCUCUCACGCAACCUCACUCUUCCAAAACCGAAAACGGUUCUCAUAACUGAACCCAAGGCCUCUAACAGAAAACAUGACACGUGUCACCACCAGAGCCAAAAAGGACUGAAGAAGCCUAAGUCCGCGCGAGUCAGUCCUGUUAGUCGCCGCAGACCGAGUUUUUCCGCCGGAGAAAGGUCGAACUCCUUCGUCGGUACGGAGGAGUACGUGGCUCCGGAGGUGGUUCGCGGCGAUGGUCACGAGUUCGCCGUCGAUUGGUGGGCCCUAGGGGUGCUGACGUACGAGAUGCUGUACGGAAGGACGCCGUUUAAGGGGAAGAACAGAAAGGAGACGUUUCGGAACGUGUUGAUGAAGAAGCCUGAGUUCAUCGGGAAGCAGACGGUGUUGACGGAUUUGAUCUCGCGGUUGCUGGAGAAGGAACCUUCUAGAAGGUUGGGUUCCGUACGUGGAGCCGGUGAGAUCAAGGACCAUGCGUUUUUCAGAGGUCUCAAGUGGGACCUCCUGACGGCGGAGGUGGUCAUGAGGCCGCCGUUUAUUCCAUCCAGAGAUGAUGAAGCCCACUUCACGGAGAAACUGACUGGUGGCGGUGCCGCUGGCGGAGUGGACGUAAGGGAUUACUUCCAGAGGUUGAAGGCUCCGCAGUCACCUUCUUGCGAGCUUCACCGGAAGAAUGUUUCGUGGGGAGAAUUCUGAUUUCUGAGUGGUGGUGGCGCGUCAUAGAUAGGGGUAGUUAAUAGUUAUUCUUUUUUAAAUCUGUAAAUCUCAAAUCUCUGUAUAUAGAAAGGAAAAUAACGUAACGGGGGAAACGUGAAAAACGGCGUUGCAAAAUUAUUACUCAUAUAGUAAGUAGUAACAGUAUAUAAUACAAUUUGAGACAACUUGGAAAUGUUGUCUUUUCUA